Parnassius mnemosyne (clouded apollo) is the source of this 828-nucleotide messenger RNA. NCBI's taxonomy places the organism in Eukaryota, Metazoa, Arthropoda, Insecta, Lepidoptera, Papilionidae. The record is from the annotation of a GenBank genome assembly.
AUGCUCCCACUGAACAACAAGACGAACGGGUUAAAUACCUUCUAUAGCCAAUUGUCUUCAGCUUUACAAGACACACAAAAAAACGUUUUAGUUAUAGGAGAUUUUAAUGGUAGAAUAGGCUCUCAACAAAUUGGUGAAGAAAAUGUAGUAGGCAAAUUCGGUUUUGGUAGAAGAAGUAAAAACGGAAAAAGGAUGAUUAAAAUGGCGUUGGAAAACAAUCUUGCAUUCAUGAAUAAUUUUUUCAAAAAAGAUCCAAGGAAAAAUUGGACCUGGUUAUCUACAGAUGGUUCAUACAGAAAUAAAAUAGAUUACAUAGCAACUAACAACAGAAAAGUUUUUCAAGAUGUAAGCAUUCUAAGCCAAUUUAAUUUUAACACCAACCACCGCAUGGUGAGAGCAGUAAUAAAUAGUGUAGAACCGAAGAAAAGUAGAAACAAAUUUAACGUAAAAAUCAACAUUACAAAAACACCACGUUUAGUGAACAAACCAAAAAAUGAAGCAGAAGAAAAAUGUAAAAAUGUAAUAAAUGAAAUUUUUGGUCCACUAUUCAAGAAAUUCUCAAAACCCAAGAAAACUCACACCGAAAACGAAACUAAAAGAUUAAUAGAAGAAAGAAAACUACUCUUAAAACUCGGAAUAGACAAACAAAACCUAAGGGCCAUUGCAGAAUUAAGUAAAAAAUUAAGCAAUAGCAUCAAAAAGGAUAGAACCAAAAAAAGAACCAACGUACUCAACUACUAUAUAAAAAAGACAGGAGGAAUCAAAAAAGCAUUAAAAGAAAUAGUGGAGAAGAAAACAUGGAUAACAAACUUCUAUAGACUUCUAUAG